This is a messenger RNA of Drosophila ficusphila, 2792 nucleotides long. It is a transcript of the gene l(2)41Ab, whose product is annotated as coiled-coil domain-containing protein 40. The transcript is spliced from 6 exons. Gene Ontology annotation, cellular component: cytoplasm. The record is from RefSeq and is a predicted model, not a curated record. NCBI's taxonomy places the organism in Eukaryota, Metazoa, Arthropoda, Insecta, Diptera, Drosophilidae. Bases 57 to 2732 code for a protein of 891 amino acids. Gene Ontology annotation, biological process: axoneme assembly.
UUUACUAAAGGAGAAAUAUAUAUAUAUUUUUUUUUAAUUAAAGUUUAUUUAUAAAAAUGUCUUACACAGAGGAUAUCGAUUCGUGUGAUUUUGCGAAUAUUUCGGAGCUGGAUUCUGGCUCGGCGCCAGAGCCAGAGCAACUGGCUCUUCUUCCCCCAAAUCAUCCGCUCUUGUGCAAGUUUCAAGAGUCUCUAAAGGAUCAUUUGUUAAGGACUAAACAAGACUUGGAAAAUGAAAUUGCCGAAAUAAAGUACAACGUCAAACUAAAAGAGCACCGCCGGGAAGAGCAAGGGUUGGCUUUGUAUGAAAUGCAGCAAAAAAUGGCAUCCCAGGAAGAACAAAUUAAAGAAAUAUCUUCGGUAAUUGAAAAGCACUUGAAAUCUCGUGAAAUAGAAGAAUUUAUUUCAAAAAAUUUAAAACAAGAAUACGAAGAAAAAAUUAAGCUCACCAAUUCUAAAAAAACGAUAUAUCAUGAAAGAAUGGCUGAACUAGAAGAUUUACAAAGCUUGGGCAGUAAUAUUAAAAAAUGGACUUACGAAGUAGAGAAUGAAGUAAAAAAUGCUAAACGCAUUGUGAGCAGAGAUGAACAGCUACAAAAGCAGCUGUCUCAAGAAAAGCGAAAGUCGGAUAUACUCUUUUACCGCCUUGACAUGGAAGUUAAAAAAAGAGAGUCGGAGAAAUUUUCAAUUUGUGAAGAAGAAGCUGCAAUGAAAGAAAUUGUCAAUAUCUUAAAUAUGAGCAUAGCUAACGCUAAUACAGACCUAGAGGUUUUACAAAAUGAACAUAAACGUCUUACACAAGCAUGGAGUGAAGUGAUUAUUGCAAUUCAGUUGAGAGACAACAUUUUAUUUCAAGUUCAGGAUACAAUAGGAAAAUACAGGGAGUCAAUAAAACUUAAUUUGGCCGGAAUAGAAUCUGUUAAAAAACAAAUUGGAAAGGAAAUGGAACUAAAUAAAAAACUGGAAUCAUUCAAACAACGUUUGGCUGACGAUACUUAUCUAUUAAGACGGGAUUGUCAAGAUGAGAACGAAACACUUCUUAGGCUGCAAGGCAAGCUAGAUGAGCUCCCAGAGUUUCUUAAUAGUACGGAAUCUGAUCUGCAAGAAGCAAUUCGAGAUGGCACCCGACUGUUUUCUGAAAUAAGAAAACAUGAAUUCACAGUUGACAAAUAUCAAAACCAAAAGUUUCGAUAUGAGGAUGCUACAUUAAAGAUGGCUCAGGAUUAUUUAAUUACUGAUAAGGCAACCUCAUACCGUUUGAAACUGUUAAACAAAUCACAAGAACGACGUCGAAAUGUUGAUUUAUCAUUGUCAAAAGUUCAGAAUCAACUGGCAACUUCAAUGCUUCAGGUCGAGAAUCUAAGAAGUGCGGUUUUUAACGCGAGAAAAUAUAAUGAUACUACAAAAACAAAAUUAAAUAAUGCUGAAAACAAAUCCAUUACCUUGGAAAAUGAUCUAAAAAAGAUGCACAUUCAAAUUGAAAUCAAAAUGAAAUUGUUUGAAAAGGUGAAUUAUAAAGUAGAACAAAUGCAAAAACUAUUUGGCAAUGCAUCUGGAAAUCCUACAGACUUAAAGAUCAAGCAAUUUGAGAAAUCUAUUCACACAGGAGAGCUUCAAAUUCGAGAGCAUCAACAAUUUUGGAUAAUGUUGCAGAACCAUUUUGUUAAUUUGUCACAAAAAAGAAGCGACCAACUUAACGAAAUUCAAGUAACUCGAAAGCAGCUAUCCAUUAUAAAGCAGAAGUCGCUUAAAAUUGAUCAAGAGCUGGAAGUCUCCCAAAAAAAAAACAAGGACCUACAGCUAUUUAUUCAAAAAUUUACAUCGAAAUUAGAACUACUUAAUGACAAAAUAUACAAAAAGAGAAUGUUUCACGAUUUUGAAGAGACAGAGUUCGAGCACGAGCAGUCUGACCACACUCAAAAGCUUAAGGCCGCAGAGCUUGGAAUAUUGAAACUUGAAGACACCAUUAAAGAGCUUCAAAGCGAAAUCGAACUUCAUAAAGAUUUGGUUAUGGAUAAUCAUAGGGAAACACUAUCGUGGGAAACCAAAUAUAAAUUGGUCGAAGAAACUAUUCAAUGGAUCAAAUUAGAAAAAUCUGUGCAUGGUGAAAUUGGUGUAAUGAAAACCGAAAUACAUCGUAUGAACAUAAGAUAUAGUCAGCUUAAACGAGCACAAGAAAGACUAGUUCUUGAUCUCGAACAUUGCGUUAUGCAUCGCGAACAAAUUUUUGUAAAUGCAUCAGUUCAAGAACACAUGCAAACAAAAAUAAAAAAAUCAAAAAAUGUUUCUCAAAUACAGGUAAAACUAGAUGAAGUUCAUAACAGGACAAAACUUAUCCGAAAUGAAAUAAAGUUUUUGUCAGAAAAGCAAUUAAUCGAUGAUGUAAACAAAAUUGAGCGCAUUAUUUAUAUGUUGCGCAGAAUUCAAACGGAUCUUAAUAACAUAAUAAAAGACGAUGCCAACAUUCAAGAUCGAAUAGAAGAAGGUGUUUUAGCUAAACACGCUAAUUUGGAGCAAAUAAUUCGAAAGCAGAUGAGGGCGAAAGCUUACCGAAAAUUAAAUCAUUUAAAAUCGCAACAGAAAAUAGUUCGUUCGGAAAAGGCAGUUCAACAAAUAUCACAAAAACAAAGCGAGCUUAAUUACACUCUAGUAGAAAGUGCCCUUGCACUUUUAUUAGACUUUCCUGAUAAGAAAACAUUUUUUACAAAAGUACUUCAUGUUCUAAAAGAUUAGUGCUUCCAUAAUUCUGUAUCCAAAUUGCUUUUUAAUAAAAAUUAUAGUUUUAAAAUUUAA